AUGCUGCGUGUGGAUUUGGAAGACUUUGAAGGAAACACAGCUUAUGCCGAGUAUAACACGUUUCAUGUCAAGAGUGAGAAUGACAAGUACAGGCUGAUUCGCGGCUCCUAUUCAGGUAUAACGGUAUUUUCCUUUUUAUUAUUACGGGGGAGGAGAGCGUAAAUUGAAGUAAAGAAGCUUAAAUUCUUUUACAGCAACAGUUUCCAGAGAUGAAAAAAAUGAUAAGCUAAGCCCAUCGAAAUGCAAUAAUCCUAGACAGUGCAGACCAGACGUUGAUUAAAUCUGAAAGUGUUUGCCGAUGGAUCUUGUCCUGUUAGCCCGACGGAACAAUUCAAGUCUGAUCAUAAUUGAUCUAUUAGCAAUAUCAAGCUAGCGUUUUCAUUUCACGGGGACGUUUGAUAAGAAUAAUGUAAAUUUCUAUUUUAUUUACUUUUUAUUACCGUUAAUUCCAAUUUUUUUUAGGAAACGCUAGCUCCUCUCUCUCCCAUGAUCGGCCAUUCACCACUAGAGAUCGCGAUAAUGAUCAUGACACAAAACGCAACUGCGCCAUUGUAUUCAGAGGAGCCUGGUGGUACAGCGCGUGCCAUGCAUCAAAUCUCAAUGGCUUGUAUCUUCGUGGCAAUCACUCUUCCUAUGCUGAUGGUGUGAACUGGAAAGGCUGGAAAGGUUAUCAUUACUCCCUAAAGAGAACUGAGAUGAAAAUAAGACCAGUGAAUUUCUGAACUGUCAUAUUUAUGUCAUAAUUUUAAAUAAGAACCUACUUAGCAAAAACGAGUGAUUUUAUCAAGUCUAUUCAGCGCUAAAAAAAACAUUGAUGGGUUUGCCGGUUUAGUGAACGUUCGUUGAACUUUCUAAUGUUGUACGUAUUGUUUUUCUUUUUGUUUCGUUAUGAAUUUCAUCUCGUAAUUUUUUUUGUAUUGAGGGAUGGAUGUAUCCCUUUGCUAUACGUUUUAAAAAACGUAAAAGGUUUGUCUCAUAUUAUCACCAGCUUCUCGAAACAUUAAACGAUUUAGUACACAGGUGUUAUUCUUUCAAAGAGACUUUAUGAAGAGUAAGUGACCGUCAUUAUUUUGGUGGGAAAGGGGGGAGGGGGGAUCGAGGGUUCUUGGUUGUGCCUAUUCCCCCCUAAUAAAAUUCCCUGCAUUUGCAAUCAAUGUUCUGUAAUUUCCGCUUAUUGCAUGAUUACCUACGAUUACGUAUCUCACUGUUAUUCAUGAAUGUUAAACGUCACUUUUGUAGGAAAAGGGCUCAUAAAGUGCAUUAUGCUACAUUACUUCGUUAAAAUACAAAAUGUCCGAACGAGUUUUUUCGAACAGAAAAAAAAUCAACUUGACUUUCCACAUUUUUCAAAGGCCUCUUGCGCGACGGUAACUCAAUGAAUUCAAAUUAUUAGAUCACAAAGUUAAAACUAGUCUAGCACAUAAAAAAGAGAAAACUUGUGAGCUGGAAAACUUCCCUAAAUUUGAAAAGCUGCAAAUAGCAAGAAGGGCGGUGUCGUUUGUGUUCAUCGCUUAUAAAGCGGCGGUUUUCUUCUGUAGUCAUAGCUACAGCACUUACACACCUGGUUUUUUGACAAUAAGAUUAAUAGAGUAGAUUAAAAAAUUUCAUGUGCUCCAGUACAGACGAAUUCUAUUAAAAUGAUCCAUUUUUUCCACUAAAUGUGCCUUUUUAGCGAGUAACUCAUCUGGAAAGAUAAAACUUUAAUAUGAAGAAAUUCCACCUGAUUCCACCACAUUCUUCAAGGAAUGAAAUAAACCCAUUAGCAGGACGGCGUCAAUGCUACCAAUAACAUAACUGAGAGAAUUACUCGCUUGCGACUGAGUACCACGAUAAUUAGGACAAAGCUCAAACAUAAAUGCCGAAGACCUACCUGGCACUGAAUUUGAGAGGGAAAAGGUAUUUCAGCUAUUAUGGAGACCAGUUUUUUUAUCAAUGUGGUCACGAUCAAUUCAUAGUUUUCAAUUAUAGCGACACAGUUCAAGCUUUUCCUUGAAGCUGUCAAUGGGAAUUUCUAAUUUUUUUUCAGAAACUAUUUCCCCACUAUGUUUUUUUCGCACUAGUGUUUAUGAUUCGCCAUUUAAUUCUUUUUUCUGUGUUCGUGUUCGAUUUUUCUGGCGACGUUUCCUCGAAACCAGCAUUAAACGAACUUCAUAAGCCACCAAUUAUAAAAGGAAAUAAUUUUAAAAUUAAACACGAUAUUAAACUAGAAAUAUUACUGUUUUCUAUUGUCAAACUUGACACUAGUUUCUACUGCGUUUGUGUUCCAAUAAUUAUCAUCCACAUCUAAUCAAUUGUGGCUUUUUCAUAGAGUUUGACUUUCUGGCAUUUUUCAAAAACCCUCUACUGGACUAUUCGUUUGAAGAUUUUUCCGACGGCUCUGACAUUUGGCUUGUUUUGAAAUACAACUAAUUACUAAAUAAACCCCUUCGGGCGGCUGGUAAAUCGGCUGAUAAUGCCCACGGCUGAGAUAUUGUCCAAAAUUAGGAAUGCUUGGCCGAGAAGUAGAGCCUCGAGGUAAAAUGUGAAGUUUUGAGGACAAACUUUAAUUUAUAACGUACGGACGGUAAGUUACAAAUUUAUUUGUAUAGAUUAUUCAUUUUUUUUUAUAUCACGCGAGAUCGCUCGCUCUGAGCGUAGUUGCGACCAAGUUUCUAAUAUUUUACUGGACUAUACACCUAGAAUUUGUUUUCUUCUGUGUAAGAUAAUUGAGCUGGCUCUCUUCCACUGGCUAUAUUUCUUUGCAACGGAAAUACCGGGGUUAUAGCGUGGUAACUGUCCGGGUUUAACAUUUCUCUUGAGACUCGGGAGGCUGAUAUAUCAACUGAUAAUGUCCAAAAUUUGGCCGAGAAGCAAAGCCUCGAGGGAAAAUGUGCAGUUUUUGUGGACAAUUUUUCAGCCAAGGACAUUAUCAGCCGAAAUACCAUCAAGCCAGAAAGGGGGUCUAUUUAUUUUAUAACGUACCCUGUUAUUAAUUUUCAUAUGAUCCGAAACCGCUCUUAGAAAACAAGUGCUUGUCUGAUGCGGAUGCGUAGGUGCGACCAGCCUUUUAAUAUUUUACAACACUCUACAAAAAGAGUGUUUUUCUUCCGUGUAAGAUAAUUGAGCUGACUCUCUUCCACGAGCCUUGUUUCUUUUCGUCGGAAAUAAUCCGAGGACAGACCGCGUUUAUAGCGAGGUAACUGUCAGGUGAUUUUGCACCACGUUAUGUAAAGUGGCCAUUAAAACGACGCGAAAAUGAAUGAGUGGAUUACAACGAUAUAGUUUUGAAUAACAUUUCGCUCGAGACUGCCUCGCUUGUUUGGGUUCCUACAGUUACUGACCAUAUUUCAUAAUUUCAAACUUUGUGUAAGAGUUAGACUCGCUGACUUUUUCAAAAAUCCUCCCGGUCUUUUAUAGAGGUAUUUCAUUGACUAUUACACUUGUCCAAUGUUAGUUAGAGAAAACCAACCACCCAGAGUUAACAAAAAAGCAAUGAUCCGAUGACUGAAUUUAAGUAGAACAGCUGAACAGGAAGAAGGCCUGAGGCGUUUAUGUUCACCACUCAUUAAACCGUUCUGUUUUGUAACCAUAGUUACAGCACUUUAAACACUUCUCUAUAGGGUAACAAAACACGAUUGUCACUCCUGACACAUCCGAACACAGUAUCGAGUACGACAAACAUUUUGUCAGCCAGAAGGUAAGAAAAAUAUUUGUGAGCAACUUAUUGCACUUGAAUCUGUUGCAGUAAGUUAAAAGACAAACAAGUUUAAGCUAAAAACCAUUCACGUUUAAACUCCAGUCAUUAGCGUGAUGUGUUCUGUUUUCGUCUCUACCGAUGCUUUAUGAAAUAUAAUGGCUUAUUGAAGCAUAGAAAACAAAAAUUAUGUAAGUGGCUCAUUGUAUGCUGAUGUUCCUCUUUUUGUGCCUUGAAUGAAUGAAUUUUUAUUUACUAAGGAGAAAUUCCCAUAAUGAUUACCUUUCCAAACAGAGGAAAUGAAAAAACCCAUCAGCAGAACGGCGUCGAUAAUUCCAAUAAUACAAAUAAAACAAAGUAUUUGUUAUCGAAAUUUCGCGAUUACGAAGAGUUCCUUUGAGGAGAAAUAGCUGAACAAUUGCGUGACCUUUAUUAGCAUUUCAAUCUAUAGAAAAACAGGAAGUUUUAUAAUUUGAGACGACUUUCAAUGGUCACGAUCAUGAUUCUUACCUUGGAGUUAAUUUUUAAUUUAUAGCAAUGCAGUUGAAGUCUUUCCUUGAAGCUAUCAUUGGUAAUAUCUAUAUUCUUCUUGGAACAACCCUCCCACCGUGUUUUUGUUGCACUGGUGAGUAAAACUACGCUGUUAUUAAAUUUUUUGCUUUUCAUUCUUCUGGCGCUGCUCCCUCGAACCAUUAGAAGAACUAGGCCACCGGCGAACAAUGCAAACAAUCUUUAAGCAAAUACUUAUUUUCUAACUCAAAAUGUCUCCUUUUAGGCACAUAUACGGAGACUAUUGAAUACGGUUUCCCUUCAUCGUAUUUGAAAAAAGCCCUAAAAGAUGGGCAUAUUUAUAAAUUGAAACAAACGAGUCAAAGAUAUUGUAGUGUGCUAAUUAACGCCAUGAAAAUUAUUAUUUUUCGGAUAUUUUCCGUAACAUACAUCCUUUACGCUGAAUAAAUAAAACCUCCUGUUAGAAUUGAAGUAUGAAAAGAUGAAAAUAUCCUUCAGAGAAAACUCUUCAAUAAAAGUUUUCAUGCAGUAAGUUGGCAAAAUAGCGUGCUUUAAUGUGUUUCUCUACCAAUUUUUACGAGUAAGCGAUAACCUGCAUGGACGAGUAUGUAAUCCUAUUCGUUUUGCUUUCCCCAGGCGACGAUUGUCGAAACAUUAUAUUUAGGGACCCAAUACAAAACAUGGCCAUGAAGGAUCGUGUGAUCUGGAGCGCAGAAGUGCCCAAUGAGGGGAGCUGCAGAGUCAUGUGUUAUAUGGAGCCUGAUUGCGUGUCCAUUAAUGUUGGACCUGUAGAAGGAGGAAACCAAAAAUGCGAGUUGAACAACGCCACUGAGGAAAACCAUGCUUUAUUUCUUCUUGUGAAUAAACCAGGCUUCAUAUAUCUCGCAAUCGAGGUAAAAAUUUCGCACAUUUUACCAACCUGAGAGGAGUCAGACACAUGAUUUCUUUUCAUUUAAGGUCAAAGUGAUCUUAUUAUUGAUUCUUGUCUAAGGGGAAAGCUACAAGAGCUUUAUUUUGUUAUUGAUCAGAGGAGGUUGUUUAAUUUUUUGGCGCUAAAGUGAUUUUAUUCUUGAUGUAAGGAAAAGUUUCACGAACUUUACUUUGUUUUACCAACAGAAUCCCUGCAGUAGCAGUUCAUGUUUGAACAAUGGCACCUGUCAAGCUGGAUUCACCAGUAAAGGUUUUUGUUGUGUUUGUCGUCAUGGAUUCAGUGGAGAAAAUUGCCAGUUGCAAGGUAGCAUAAAAAGCGUUUUCGUUCACAAAUCCUCUUGGGUUAAAUGAACCACUGGAAUUAGGGUAAUUUACUAACUGUUUUUAGAAUCUGGUGUCAGAAGUAGAUUUAAACUCAUUCUUAAAUCGAUCAUUGUGGAGUAUAUAUUUAGAAAUGAUUGAAUUUUAUUCCUUGGACGAGUGUCUGGUGUGCGCGGCGUCGAAUUCUACAAUUUUCUCAUUUAUUCAUAGGCCUGAAAAAAAAUUGUGCUGAAAUUUACAAAGCUGGGGAAAGAAAAGAUGGUAUGUACACUAUAAAACCUGAUAACUUACAUGCCUUUGAUGUAUUCUGUGACCAAACAACGGAGGGUGGAGGAUGGACUGUGUUUCAGAGGAGACUGAACGGCUCGGUUGAUUUCUACCGCUACUGGAACGACUACAAAUGUGGCUUUGGUGACCUGAAUAGUGAAUUUUGGCUCGGACUGGACAAGAUUCACCGCCUGACCUCUGAUGUUAACAAUGUGCUGCGUGUAGACUUGGAAGACUUUGAAGGAAAAAAUGCUUAUGCUGAGUAUAAUAUGUUUCGUGUUAUGAGUGAGAAUGACAAGUACAAGCUGAUUCUUGGUUCUUAUUCAGGUAGAACUGUCAUUUCGUCUCUUCUACUCUAGUCAUUCUAAGAAAGGGGAGUAGGGGGGAGGAGAGUGCUUAGUAAUGUAAAUAUGUUUAAACUAUUUAAUAUCAUUCAAUAGCUUUGGAAGACAAAAAAAAGGAACCUCAGCUCAUCGAUAUGCAAUCAUGGACAGCGCAUACCGGACGUUGACUAGUCCAAAGGUAUUCGCCGGUAGAUCAUGCGUAGUUAACCUGACGAAAUAAUCCAACUCAGAUGAGUGUCUCGGCAAACAUAUUUAUUGGCAUUAUCAUAUUUAGUAAUUCAAUCCCUAGAAUCUUCGACAUGAAUCAUAGAUAAUACUAAGAAUGCUUUUAUUCCAUAUCAUUACUGUUAAAUUAUACGUAUCUGAUAUUUCAAGAUUUCUUUUGAAUUACAAACGGUUCAUUGUUGGUCAAACGUAAUACUCAUAGUGCGGUUCAUUUUGUCAGGAAAUUCUGGUGACUCUCUCGCUGUGCAUCGCAAUAUGCCAUUUACCACUAGAGAUCAAGAUAACGACAUUUCUAAAACCAACGUUAACUGCGCCAUUAAGUUCAAGGGAGCCUGGUGGUACACAAGGUGUCACCAAUCAAAUCUCAAUGGCUUGUAUCGUCGUGGAAAUCACUCCUCCUUUGCUGAUGGAGUGAACUGGCGUCAUUGGAAAGGUUAUCAUUACUCCCUCAAGAGAACCGAGAUGAAAAUGAGACCAGUGGAUUUCUGAACUGUCAUGUUCGUGGCACAACAGUGAUACAGUAUCAACUUAACAAAAAAAACCAGUUCCUCGAUCGAGUCCAUUCAGCAUUUAAUAAUCACUAUUAAAUUGCAGCUUAGCGAAAGGUUCGUCGCAAUGUUCGAGCUUGUGUAGGGUUUUUCUUGCUUCUUUGUGUGCGUUUUUCAAAAUAGGAGUAAAUGAUUCUGUAGAAUCGGCCAGUUAACCGAUAAUAAUAAUAAUAAUAAUAAUAAUAAUAAUAAGUAGCUCAGGAAAAAUACGUCUUUAAUCGUUUCUCAGAAACAGAAACUGAUGGACUCAAUAUAAGAUUUAUGGGUGAGACAUUCUGUAGCUUGGGGGCAGCGGCUGAAAAGACCCUGUCUCCAUAAAAUUUUAGGUGGGUGUUUGGUGUUUACAAAGCUAUCCUCGAAUCUCAGUGGCUUGUAUCAUUAUAGCCAUCACGACUCUAUGUUCCUUCUUUAUAUAUAGGUUUUGACUCGUAUUUUCACUUAACGGAACACAAAGCGAUCACACAGUCUUCAUUUUUUCAAAGUUAAUCAGAAGACUAAACCCAGUCGCUAAUUCAGUUUUAGAUACCUUUGAUUUCUAUAACGAAACCCCAAACAAUUACCCAAUGUUUUGACCCUAAAGAACGCUAUCAGAAAAACAAAUAUUUCAAGUUGUAGUGUACACUGGAAUGCGAUAAUGUAAUGUUGAGGAUUCUAAAAUGCUUCAUAUAUUGGUUUUAUUUGUAUUUUCUUAGCUUUUGUUAAAGUAAAUACCUUGCACUGUUAUUGAUAAACACAUUGCACUUUGAAUUAUAAGAACACAUCGUCACGCCCAAGCUCCAUUUUGUAGAUAUGGCUCAUCAGCUGAUUAUGUAACGAACUAAGUUUGUAGAAAUACCAAAUGUGAGGAUGAGUAGGUGAGAAUAUAAUGAAAUAAAAAUAAAUCAAAAGUUAAGCAUUCAAUGUCGUCUGUUCAGAAGUUUUUCUUGAUGGGGAAGAAACCUCUUAAAAUAAUGAAAUCUCCUUGCGGUGUAAAAAUGCGAACUGCAGCAAAAGAAACAAAUCAAUGGACAGAAAAAAAAUCUUUUAAGAAAGCAGAACUUUCAUUAUAACCAUAGCAAAAUUAAUUAAACCUCUCUCGUAAACAAGUCAUAACAAGCCAACUUUUGAAGGUUAUCGCGAGUCAGAUGUCGAUUAAUCACAUCCUACUUUCCUACUUGGUGGCGUAAUGUGGACGAACAAGAUUCCUCCACCAAGACGGAGUUACGGCAGUCAAUAUUAAGUUUGUACCAGUCCAUCUUCGACGAAAGUCAAGGCAUUCAAAGGAGCCAUAUCGAUCGACACUGAAAGUAAUAUUAUUUAUGUUAAGUUAUUCUAGCAGCCGCACUAAAUCGCAAGUUAGGACUUCGCUCUUGAUGAGAAGUAUCGUAUAACGCUUGUAGGAAAACAAUCUUUCUAUAUAUAUGUAUAUGUAUAUAUAUAUAUAUAUAUAGGAAGUCUGUGUAUUGAUUUUUCCGUUUUACAGUACUCGAUACGAACGAGUAGAGCGCGAUAUAUGUUGCGAUAGGGGAAAAAACAGAGAGACUAUACUUUCAUUCCUACAAGCCUGUUUCGUGAUUACUCACUCAUCAGGGGAUUUUAUAAUCAAUAUAUAUAUAUAUAUAUAUAUAUAUAUUGUGGGAGGAAAAAGACAAAUAAACUACAAGUUCAUCCCUACAGGCCUGUUUCGUGGUUGCCCACUCAUCAAGGGAUUUUGAUCCCCUGAUGAGUGGGCAACCACGAAACAGGUCUGUAGGGAUGAACUUGUAGUUUAUUUUUCCUCCCACAAUAUAGGCAUCACUCUACUCCUAUGUAUUUAGUACUGUUUUACGAAAGUCAAAAUUUUACACUAUAUAUAUAUAUAUAUAUAUAUAUAUAUAUAUAUAUUAUUAUGAGAGGAAAAAAGGACGCAACUACAUUUCCCGACAAGCCUGUUUCGUGAAUCGCUUCACUCUUCAGGGGUUUAAUAUAUAUAUAUAUAUAUAUAUAUAUAUAUAUAUAUAUAUAUAUGUGCGUGUGUGCGUGUGUGUGUGUAUAAGUAAAAGAAUCAAAGGGGACGCAUCGAUCCUCUGUUACUCUGAGUUUCGCGCCUAAGCACUUGUCAGACAGGCUCUGUCUGACGAGCGCUUAGGCGCGAAACUCAGAGUAACAGAGAAUCGAUGCGGCCUCUUUGAUUCUUUCACUUAUAUAUACUCAGCUCUGCUACCACAGCAUUGAGCACUUUAUGCCAAGGUAGACUCUUCCCCCACAUUUAUAUAUAUGUGCAUGUAUAUAUAUAUAUAUAUAUAUAUAUAUAUAUAUAUAUAUAUAUAUAAGCAGCGUAGAAUUGGUAUACCUGACGAUGAACUCUCACUAAGAGGAUCCACAAGAUACAAUGUCUCGACGUGAAUUUGUGGUUAAGUGUACUAUACGGACGUAACAAAGAGGCCAACUCUUGACUGUCCUGGACGAGUUUAAUGCACGACGUUUCGGCUGUUCAGCCUUCUUCAGGUUAAAAUUAAAAACUAAAAAGAUAUUUACAAUGUUUGCGACUUAUAUACAAAAUAGAAAUUUUAAGAUUGAAGUUACGUAAUACAACAAAGGUUUAAAUUACAAACUGAGAAGGGUUAAACAAUGAGAGGCAAAUAAAGAACUAUAGGUGACAUGCGAAUACAAAUAAGUGACAAAAAUUAGAGAGAAAAAAGAAUCUAACUUAAUUAGUAGUGUUUACUCCGGAUUAACAAGCUCCCAUCUGGCAAAAUUGGAUUGUAGUCGAGCACCAAUGGAAAAACUUUCUUAGCUGGCUUGACCUUUUUCCUCAACAGUUCGGCUCUUGGUAAACUAAGAGCUUUGUCGAACUGUUUAUCAACAAGCUCCGCUGGAUAAUUUUGCGAUUUCAAAUACCCUUUGUAUUCCUUACCUCUAUUUUGCAAGCAAUGAGCAGGAUUUACCUCGUGCAAGGUGGAAUAAGCAAGGGAAGGUAAAAUUUUAAGGCUACGUGCUUUUCAAAUUGUUUCGAAAUCAUGCGACUACCUGUGCGAAUAUAUCAUUAGUAAUACGUUUAGUCCCUAAGUUCUGACGCCCGUUGUCAGAGCGAAUGACGAAGGGCUUACGACCGACACUUCAGCUUUGGAAACUCAUUAGGGUGGCAAUAUACAUUAUGAACUCAGUUGAUAAAACUAAAUUAUCUUGUAAACGGAAAUUGAGCUACAGCUGAACCAUCCUGUGCGACCAUCCUCCGCAAAUUGGCCAUUUUCGAUAAAUCAAAACUCAAACGUGGCUCCCUCUGAGGCUUGGGGGACUAAACUAAAAGAAAUCACAUCGGGGUUGAGAGAUGAAUAAUUAAUUUGUUUUAUACCCCCUAGCCUCGGAGCCAUGUUAGAAUUUUGAUCUAUCGAAAGUGGCCUUUUGGAUAGCCUGUGAUCAUUGCUUUGCAAGCUAAAAGAGGACUCCUUACAGCUCUAUUUACUUAUAAAUGAUUAAAAUCUUUGAUAUAUUAAAGUUUUUAGUUAUUCCCUAUUUUAAUGCGAUGGGGAACGAAAUCAAGAAACCGAGACCGUUCUUUUGGCUCGUUCUGCGGCUAUGGCGUCCAACUCUCGUUAGGUUUUUUAAUUUAAACGUGAGUUCAUCCAUAUCUUUAGGUGCACGCCACGGGUACUGAAGAAUCUGCAGGUAGCUUUCCACCAUCCACGCUCUGAGACUCAUGGCUCUGAUGACAACAAGAAAUUUAUUAGUGACAGGCUCAAACGAUUCACCUUCGUUUCACCUUACACAUCCUAACAUCAGGAUGCAUAUUCUCCAUACUGCUCUCUAUACAUUUCCUAGGAUGAUGACAGGGAGAAUUUGUUUAACAAUCAAGAGCUUCUUCAGUUGGUGAUCAUUUCCUUUUUUCUCAUGACCUUAAUGUUUGAUUCAGGGUCAAUAAUGUGAGGAGAAAUUAGAUGCUAGUCAUUCUUAAGGGUCAAAGGGUUAAUAAUCAGCACGGAUUAGUUCAGGAACGAUUUUUGAUUUAAAACCGAAUUCUCUACAUCAGAUAACUGAAUGAACAAAUAGAUAAAUAAAAAGAUGAAUAAAUAAAGGAAAAGAUAAAUUAAUCAAUUAACUGAAUAGGCUUUAAUAAAAAACAUUUCAACCCUAAACGCGGUUAGACGUUUCGAUGUCGUCCUAAACAUCACCAUCAAGAAAGUUAGAGUCGGAGUCGGAGUAGUGACAAAUGAGUGUAAGAGAUAAAAUGAGCACAAUGUUAGCAUGAUUAUGUGAAGAGGGAAUGAUUACAGCUAACCAUGGACAGAGAUUAGGAGGCAGCAGGCUCUUGUGUUUGGGUUUGUUUAGAAACUUUCAGGGAGAGGAAUCGAACCUCAGACCUUCGGAUUCCGUUUUCCGAUGCUCUACCACUGAGCCAUAGAGACUCAACAGUGAACGAAGUCUAUAACGAAUUUAUAUGACACGCGUCCUGCAUACUGUUAGGAUCAGCAAUGGCGAUAGCGUCAUGUAUGUAAAUAAAAUAAGAGAUGGUAAGUUUAGAGCUCGGUAAUGAAAUAGAGAAAGAUGUUUUACGUAUAGUCACGAGCAUCGGACAAAGAAAAAACUCUGAGUUCCCACGAGGAGUCGAACCUCAGACCUUCGUAUUCCACACUCCGAUGCUCCACCAAUGAUGAGCCACACGUUGAGCGAGGUCUAUUACGAAGUUCAUAUGACACGCGUCCAGCGUACUGCUAGGAUCAGCAAUUCAAUAGCGUCAUGUUUGUAAAUGGAAUCAAAGAGAUGUUUUGAACUCGGUAAAGAAAUAGAGAAAGGUGUUUUUCGUCGUGUCACGAGCGUGGGACUAAGAAAAAUUCUGAGUUGUCUGAGGACGUAUGACUCAAAGACCAUAGACUAUAUACUAUGCUUUAUAUGGCCGUGAAUUCCCGAAAUGGCGCUGCAAAAAAAGGUCCAAAAUUGGUGUCCGAUAGGUUGCGAAUGAAAAUCUUUGAAAUUUUCCAAAAUUUGACCCAUAGUAAUACUGGUAGAUUAACUGGAAAUCUCUUUUCUCGCAUUCGAAGUAUUUCCAUAAAAACCUAUCAAAAAGUGAAAAAGGUAAAAACAAAACAGUAGCCUAGGGGAGAGGGGAGGGGGAAGGGGGCAGGGGAAAGCCGGGGAAGGAUAUAGAAUGUAGUUCUACAAGAAAAAGCUUGAAUCUUUAAAGCAUCCCAUCGGUUAUCGAAGCGGAGGUGGGUGAGGUUUGAUCCUUAUCAAGGGCUCCGAUAUUUUUAUCUGUCCAACGUCCACGAUCAAUAAAGCUGUACAGAAAUUUCAGGAUUUGCAUUUCGGUCUGUUAAAUUUAAGGAAAUCUACAAAUUAUGACAGUUUGCUACAGUAAAAAUACAUCAAAAAGUCAACAAAGGAAAUUAGAGGAAGUGCCCUGCUAAAAAAUGGUGCCAUUAACAGGAAAACGUGCAAAGAAAAAAUCUGCGGCAAGAAUAAAUUAUUUCGAGGUGAAAUAACACUAUCCACACCUGAACACAAGCAGCGUGCUCCGUGGAAGCUGUUUUAGAAUUAUUACUUUCUCGAAGUGUCCUUCAGCGAGCUUUGUCAUGAUUGUCAAAUCCUCCUCAGUCACUCUUAAAGUAAAAAGCAUUCCAGCGCUUCUCCAAGCGAACGUACGUUGAAGAAGAAUCUGACAAAAAUUUUCGAAACCUGGGAGAUAAAACGACAUUUAAAACGAACACAAGUCUAGAUAACUACUUUUUAAACUAACUCUUGAUGGAUAUAUCCCACUAUGAUUAAAAAAAUGUAUAUUGUCAUGCUCAAUGUCAUUGUUUGUGUCGAGGCACAUCUGUACAUGAUGCUUCAUAAUGAGUUUGAAAAAAUACCAAAUGUAACUAGUAAGAGUAGGUGAGAACACAACAAUAAAACAUGAGUUUAGGGGUGAAUAUCAUCUGCUAUGUGUUGAGAUAUUUCUCUUAAUUAGGUGGAAAAGUCACAGUUAAGGUUCCCUCGCCGCCUAAUAAUAAGCCGAUGGCAAUCAAGAGAUAAUUGAAUUUUCCCGUGAAGUAGAUCAGGAGUAGACCAUAAUCUAAACAAGAAGAAUAUGACGACUGACAUCUGACUCCCGAGGGAAUUCAUUUUAUUAUUACUGACUGUUAUUUUUUUUUUAUACUUUUUUGGUCGUUGGGUUCGUUUCGUUUCGAUCGUUUUAUUUUGGUCAUUUCAACUUACGCGUCCAUACGUUUUAGUUAGAAUUUGCUCGCGUAUGCCCUAAUUUUGAAAUUGUAACAAUUCACGGCAAUUUCAUGAGAUCAGCUUAUUAAACUCAAAUGUCUUAGCUUUCGCAGUCUGUCUUUCGGAGAAUUCUGACUCGGGCACAUUAUAGGUGCAUCGAUUUAUCCACGGUGUAGGCGCAGCCUAGAAACUUCUUUCCUAGAAAAAUCAAGAUUUCCGGCCUCAACAUUAAGUGUAAACAAAACUACCUCUUUCAACACGGCGGAAAGCCGCUCAAAAUCUUCAGGGAAACAAAUUAUUGUACAGAACUGUUGCUUCUGUCUAGCUUAUCGGGUAGCUUUAAUUUUUCGAUAGCAUUUUUUGCAAGAUACUUUCUAACUUGGAAAAAGCAUAACCAUAUAUAUAACGCCGCAGUUAACACCGGAGGAAAAUGCGACAUAUUGUGUAGUUCUAAAAAUUUAUAUUUUCAUAAAUUUUUUUUUUGAAAGUCAUAACACCUCAGUUACCUCUAGGGAAAAUAGGAAAACAUUGUGUAGUUCGCUGAAAGUGUUUUGACCAAAUAAUUUGCAGCUUUGUUUAAGAGUUAAACUUGCCAUAUAAGUUUUUCAAAACAUUCUCUGUUUUUUAUUGAAGUAUUUCGUUGACUGUCUUAUCCAGUGGUACUGAGAUGUGAGAUCAGUCAUUUAGAUUUAAACACAAAAGCUAUGAGCUGAUGACUAAGAACAAUCAGUACAGCUGGACAGGAAGAAUGGCUGUGGCGUAUAGAGCAGCAAUUCUGUUUUGUAACCAUAGUUACAGAAGCUCAAACAGUUCUAUAAAUUAAAGGAAAGCACGACACCAUAAAGUUUUCACUUUUGAUAAUCUCAGGAACAAAACCAAGUGCGAAAAACACUUUUUCGCUCAGAAGGUAAGAAAUAUCUCUGUGAGCUACUUAUCUAUAUAUCUUGGACCAAGCCUUUCUUGCUCAGACCAAUUGUGCUGAUAGCAGAAAUGAUCGAGAAAACUUUUGUGUAAAAUUCUGUCAAUUCAGCCACCGGAUAUUUCACAUUCUGUCAAAGUUGUUGCAAAUUUGUUUUUUUUUUAUAGGUUGAAGCUCUCAAAUACCAUCCGAAAGUCAGAAUUCUUGCGACCAGUCUAACUAAGAUAAAAGCGGGUGAUGUUUAAUGCUUACUACCAUGCUCAACUACCACUAGCAAAACGAGCCAUAAAAAAACUUAGGCCUCUGUGCCUUAAGGUUGCUACAAAGUUAAUUUUUAUUUUAAUAAUGUGCAAUGCAGUUCUAUCGUACUGGGAAAUGUUCUGAGAUAAAAAAAGAUAAAUUGUUAAAAGUUUGAAUUUCAGAAAUGAUCUGAUAUCUUUGUCGGUAACAAAUCUGCAAAAAUUUGUUUCUCGCUCUUAACUUGAUUGCCGCAAGUUCAAAGUCAAACAGGCUGAAUAUAAACAUAUUGAUAAACUCCUGUCACCUCCAAUAAGUGUGAUGUGCUCUAUUCCGUUUUUCUCCGACGCUUUUGAAAAUAUUAUGGCUUAUCAGAAUAAGAUAAAAUUUACAACGUAGAGUGAGAAUUUUAAAAUACUCCAACACAGAUAAAUUGCGUUACGGCGGUCUAUAAUUUUGCUGUUUUUGGGCCUUUUGCAGCCGUUAACACAUCUUCGAAAAUGGAUAUUUGAUAUGAAGAAGUUCAAACUAAGUUUUUUUUUUUGUGUAAGGGAUGAAACAAGCCUUUUAGCAUAAAGACGGGUUUUAGACCAAUAACAUAACUGAACGAAGUAUUUGCCUUUGAAAUUUUGUGAUAAUUAAGAGUUCCUUUAAGUAGAUAAAGUUGGCAAAUAAAUGCCGAACACCUGCCUAAUAUUUGUCUACAUUCAAAUUUACGGGAAAACAUGACGAUUUAUAAUUUUGGGACGCUCACUAUCAUAUUUUUACCUUGAAUUUACAAUUAUUUAUUUACAGCGAUGCAGUUCAAGUUUUCAUUUAAACCGAUCAUUAAUAUUCUCUAUAUCUUCCACGCAUUUAUUCUCCCACCAUGUUUCUGUUGCACGGGUGAGUAUAAAUCCCUUUUUAAAUUUCUUGUGUUUCAUUUUUCUGGUGUCGUUUCCUCAAAACCAUUACACAAACUACAUAUGCUACCUGCUGAUCAAAGCAGUUAAUCUUUAAGAAGACAAUCUUUAUCUACGGUAACUCAAAAUGUCUACUAUUAUGAAAUAGACGAUACAAAAAAAGUCAAUUUUCAAAAACACAUGCGCAUCAAUGGUUCAAAAUGAGGAAUUAAAACAAACGAUUCACAGAUAUCGUGGUGUGGUAAUGAAUGCUGUGAGAAAAAUUCUUGAUAUUUUCCCUAACAUUUUUUUUCCGCUCGUUAAUUCGCUAUCAAAGAUUAAUUUUUGUUAAGUUGAAUUUUCAAGAGAUGACAAUCACCUUUAGGGAAAAUUUCUCAGGGUUCUCAUGCAGUAAAGUUUUAAAAUAAAGUGGUUUAAUGUGCCUUUUUCAUCAGCGAAAAUAAGAAAGUACCUCGAAUGAAUGGAAACUAAACGAUAUAUUUGUUUUGCCUACCACAGACGACGACUGUCGAAACAUCAUAUUCAAGGACCCAAUACCAAACAUGGCCAUGAAAAAUCACACCAUCAUAAGUGUAGAGGUGCCCAACGAAGGAAGUUGCCGAGUAAUGUGUUAUAUGGAGCCCAAUUGUGUGUCCAUCAAUAUUGGACCUGUUGCAGGAGGAAACCAAAAAUGCGAGUUGAAUAACGCCACGAUGGAAAACCAUGCUCCAUUUCUUCUCGUGAAAAAUCCGGGUUACACAUAUCUUGCAAUCGAGGUAAUACUUCACAUUCUUACGAAACUAAGGUGGUAAAAGAGAUUCGUUCGUUUUCUUGGGCUAAAGUGAUCUUAUCCUUGAAAUAGAAAGAUCUGCACUUUACUUUAUUUUGUCAACAGAAUCCUUGCAGCAGUAGCCCAUGCUCAAACAGUGGCACCUGUCAAGCUGGAUUUACCUAUAAAGGUUUUCGUUGUGUCUGUUGGGAAAGAUUCACUGGAGAAACCUGCCAAGUUGAAGGUGAAAUGGCUGCACUGUGUGGGUCAGUCUCUCGUGUAGUAAGCGAGGAGUUACUCACUAAAGUCUGGACUCCAAGAAAACAAAUAUUAAGCGCUUAGGUGAAAAGCCUAUUACUGUAACUUUAAAUGAAUAUAGCUGGGAGAUAUUAAGGAAGAAAUGGUAUUUGUUAAUGUUCAGAAUAAAAUUUUAUCAGCCGGAGCAAUAGUCAGGAAAGCAAAUAAAAAGCAGUCAACAUCCAAACAGUUUAAAGUUGGCGUUUUUGUUUUUUUUUUUUUUUUUUUUUUAACUGAUUUUCAGUCAAAAGAAACUGCGCAGAUAUCUACAAAUCCGCGGGUGAACCAACUGAUGGUGUUUACACCAUUAAACCUGAUGAGUUGCCUGCCUUUGAUGUAUUCUGUGACCAGACAACGGACGGUGGAGGAUGGACUGUGUUCCAGAAGAGACUGAACGGCUCGGUUGAUUUCUACCGCUACUGGAACGACUACAAAUGUGGCUUUGGUGACCUGAAUAGUGAAUUUUGGUUGGGACUGGACAAGAUUCACCGCCUGACCUCAUAUAAUAGCAACACCCUGGGUGUGGAUUUGGAAGACUUUGAAGGGAACACAGCUUAUGCUGAGUAUAACUUGUUUGGAGUUAUGAGUGAGAAAGACAAGUACAAGCUGAUCCUUCGUUCUUAUUCAGGUAAAACUGUCAUUUCGUCGCUGCUAUUCUAGUCAUUCUAAGAAGAAAGGGGGGAGGAGAGAGCUAAGUAAUGUAAAUAUUCUUAAAGUCUUUUACAUCAAUAGCUUUGGAAGACAGAAAAGUAACCUCAGCUCAUCGACAUGCAAUCCUGGACAGCGCAUAGGUAUUCGCCGGUGGAUGAUGCGCAGUUAACCUGACGAACUAAUCCAACAUUGAGGAGUGUCUCGGCGAACAUAUUUUUUGUAGUUAUUAUAUUGAGUAUUUUAAUCCCUACAAUCUUCGAGAAGAAACAUAAAUAUUACUAAGAAUGCUUUUAAUCCAUGUCAUAAUUGUUAAAUUAUACCUAUCCGACAUUUUAAGAUUUGUUCUGCCUUACGAACGGCUCAUUGUUAGUCAAACGUAAUACUCAUAGUGCGGCUCAUUUUGCCAGGAAAUUCUGUUGACUCUCUUGCUUACCAUGACGGUAUGCCAUUCACCACUAGAGGUCAAGAUAAUGACAAUUAUGGGGAUCACAACUGCGCCAUUGAGUACAAAGGAGCCUGGUGGUACAAGAAGUGUCACCUCUCAAAUCUCAAUGGCUUGUAUCUUCGUGGAAAUCACUCCUCCUUUGCUGACGGAGUGAACUGGUUUCACUGGAAAUGA
This is a messenger RNA of Pocillopora meandrina, 17347 nucleotides long. NCBI's taxonomy places the organism in Eukaryota, Metazoa, Cnidaria, Anthozoa, Scleractinia, Pocilloporidae. The record is from the annotation of a GenBank genome assembly.